CAAAAACAUUCAAAUAAUCGUUACCCAUGAGGAGAGUCAUGAGGAAUAUUUGAAAACUACGACGCUCAAGAAGUUGCCGUGAAUGCAACAAAAGACAACAGUCCCGCCUCUAAGUUUCCCAUUGGCUCGGAGUUGCUCGUGUUUCAUUUUUGUCCAAUCAUAUUGAUCGGUUGUUUUCGGUCCUUUCCGUGAACCAAUGAGACACAAUCAGGAAGCAAGUACACACGGUUUCAGUUCUCAGAGGCAGUUGAACAAACAAAUAGUUUUGAAUUCAUAGUUAUCCUCACACAGUUUGUUUUAUAAAGUCACCACCGAUAUAUAGUUGUUUGUUAAACCAACGUUUCCAGUCUUCUAAACCCAUAUGAUCUAAUAUGGACAUAAAGGAAGUAGAAAAGUGCUGCUGUGUGGUGAAAUUGUCGGAGGCUUUAUCAGCAAAUAAACCAGUGAGCUGCAGCGGAGUUAUCGUCCACCCUCAAACCGGGACUGUGAUAUGUUCAGGUCUGCCGUUUUCACGUUUCAUUGCCGACAAAGACGUUCUCACCUCCGACACCGAGUUUAGCUUCCUACCGCCGCGAACUUUGAGUGACAAACUCAAAAUCCGUGUCUGCCUCCCACUGGACACCAGCAAGUCAACACAAUCUAGACCCAAAACAACGCGACAUCAAAAGGAGGUUUCAGCUCAGCUGCUUAUGUUGGUGAACUGCCCGGAGUUCAAACAAGCUUUCCAGGCACUUUUCCGGGAGGCUGAGCAGUGGCGUUUCCAUGGUGAUGAAGAGGAUGCUGAGCUGAUCAGGGAUGCUCACUUCCUCAGCUGGUUCGCUGUGCUCAAGACCGGUGUGGGGGUCGGGAGCAGCCCAGACUCUGGUACCAUCCCCUGGCAGAGCAGCUCACCUCUGCAGAAGGGCUCCCAUGUUGUUGCAUGUGGUUCACCCUUCGGCUCCCUCUGCCUUGACCUCUUCAUCAGCACACUCAGCAGAGGGAUCAUCAGUAACCUGGCUGGAGAGGACAACGCUGUCAUCCUCACAGAUGCCCGCUGUUUGCCAGGCACAGAGGGUGGAGGGUUGUUUCUGAUGGGCAGUGCCGACGACGUGCGUCUCAUCGGGCUCAUCGUAUCUCCAUUCGGCUGGAAGGCCAACGAGUGGAUAGGCCUCAGUCUGGUCUGCUCUGUCCACUCCAUCUUCAGGAAUAUCCUCCGCUGCUCGAACUCUCAAGAUCCACUCUGUGAUGUUUGUCUCCAUCAGGGAGAGACAGGCCUUCAAAUGAUGACCACCACAGCCCACGAGUCAAAAGCGGUUAAAUACCCUACUGUUUGCUUUGUGGAGAGCGGGGAGUUCUGGGGCUCAGGGGUAGUUGUCACCCCUCGUCUGGUUCUAACCUGCCGACAUGUUGUCAAUGGGAAGUCUACGGUCAACCUCAAGUUCCACCACAGGGACAGAGUCUAUGAUAGUGUGGGCGACGUGCUGUUUUCCACUAAAGCGUCUUCACCCUAUGAUUUGGCUUUGGUGCGGCUCAGAUCCUCCGUCCUUGAGGCUGUGGUCCCUCGAAUGGCUCAGAGCUUCAAUCCAGGUGAAUCUGUCGUUGUGGUGGGAUAUGGUGGACUGGGCCGGAGCUGUGGUCCGUCCCUGACCAGUGGCGUCCUCUCUAAAGCCGUCAGCCGUGAUAAACAGCCUGUCAUGCUUCAGACCACUUGUGCAGUACAAGCGGGGGCCAGCGGGGGCGCUGUGGUGCGGACACACACAGGAGAGCUGCUUGGUAUCGUGUCCAGCAACACAAGAGACUUGGCAGCCAAAGUGACCUACCCGCACCUCAACUUCAGCAUCCCGGUGACUGUUUUCCAGAGAUUGUUGCAGCGCUUUCACCAGACACAGGAGGUUAACGUGUUCAGGACACUGGACACAACAGAAAAACAAGUUGUACAUGUGUGGAGGCUACAGGAGGCGAGCAAACUCUAACUGAGGAUCAAAAAUCAGCUGGUUGAUUAUGAGAAAAAUCAUUUUUAGAUGAUCAAAUCUAAUUUGUGUAUCUCUUGAAACAAUAGUGGUGUUUUUAAAUAUAUAUUUCACAGAUCUUUAGGAGGGAACUAAAACAGUG
Messenger RNA from Solea solea (common sole), 2091 nucleotides. RefSeq names its product trypsin like peroxisomal matrix peptidase 1 (gene tysnd1). Gene Ontology annotation, cellular component: peroxisome. The transcript has 4 exons. NCBI's taxonomy places the organism in Eukaryota, Metazoa, Chordata, Actinopteri, Pleuronectiformes, Soleidae. The record is from RefSeq and is a predicted model, not a curated record. Gene Ontology annotation, biological process: protein processing; regulation of fatty acid beta-oxidation. Gene Ontology annotation, molecular function: serine-type endopeptidase activity. The coding region runs from base 372 to 1952 and encodes 526 amino acids.